CCGUGGCUGGCAGGCAUCCUCGGAGUCUCAGGCACUGGCGGAGAGGGAGCGACAGUGGCCCUCCUGCGUGCGUGAGGAGCAGACCUCAGCGUUGCGUCUCCUCGCCCCACAGUCCUUGCCACCGCCAGGCCGCGCCGCCCAGCAGGCCGCUCACUGAGGCGAAAUUGGAUAAAACAAUAAUCCUGUCCCAUUCUUCCGCCCUCCGUGACACUUUCACGGGAGUCUUGGCUCGUGCAACUCUUCGUUAGACGUGAUAGUUUAGUGGCCCUUGACAGGGGGCAGUUCAAAAAUAUAUUAAUGCAUGUGAACUAGAGAAAACUUUUCGUUGAGUGGAAACCACAAACAUGAGAGUGUUAGGGAGGAUGUGUCCCAAUUACUGUGAUGUUUUACACCGGUGAGUGACAAGAGUGGGUGAAAGAGCCGGCGUCUGGCUCGUGUCGGUAAGACAGGGUGAGGGAGGGAGAGGGAAUACCCUUAACACGUCAUCAAGUGAAGCUGUGGCAGGUUGUCGCCGGUAAGUGAGGCGCGGACAGCCAACGGUCGGCAGAGCGGUGAAAAAAAAAUGUGCAGCUUUCUUGGAUCCCGGGGGCGAGGCUCCAGCACCACCCACUGGAUAGUAACCCUACUGGUGGUGGCGGCAGCCUUCUCGGUCCUGGGACUCUCGGCCAGAGCCACCUCGGCCUUCGGACUUGACGGUACGAGUCCGCGUCACACCUGGGUGAUUCACCAAGACGGAAUGAAGCCGCUGCGCUACUGGAAGAUCUUGCAAAAUGGUGGACUGUCGAGGGAGCAGCCGCCUUCACGCCCGGAACAGAUCUGGGACAAUCCUCUACUGCGCCCUGCCUUUGACACUAACACCACCACGGUCGUCAUCACCUCCACGGGCCGCGCCGCCUACCUGCACUGCCGCGUCAACCACUUGGGAAACAGAGCGGUGACGUGGCUGAGGAAGAGGGACGCGCAUGUUCUCACAGUAGGGCUCUUCUCCUACACUUCCGACCAACGCUUCACACCCUUGCACUCUGAAGGAUCCCCUGACUGGGUCCUCAAGAUCACCAGUCCGCAGAAGAGGGACUCCGGGAUCUAUGAGUGCCAGGUAUCCACGGAGCCCAAGAUCUCACGCGCCUUCAACCUCAGCGUAGUUGAGUCCAUGGCGGUGAUUGAAGGCUCCAGGGACAUCCACAUGAGUCCCGGCAACACCUUGAAUCUUACUUGUUCCACCACCGAGCCUGCCGACCUGCCCUCCUACUUCUACUGGUACCACAACGGAGAAGUCGUGCACUACUCUGGCAAGAAGGACAUGGCGGUGCAGACAGCGGAGGGCACCUCGCGCCUUGGGGUGGUGGACGUGGGGCCAGAACACUCUGGGAACUACACCUGUGUACCUGAGAACGCAGCCCCGGCCACCGUCACCGUCUACGUGCUCAGAGGAGAACACCCCGCAGCCAUGCAGAGAGGCGAAAGCUCCACCGCAGUGCCUCAAGUCUCCUUCCUCAUCCUCCUCGCCGUCUGCUCCGUGCUCAUCGUCCUCGCCAGAUGAUGAGGUUCCCCGCCACCCAACUCAAAAGACAAGAACGACGACGACAACAACCUCGCGGCCUGAGAAGGAGGGUCGUUUUUCCUGCGUCUGUUUGUUUGUUUGUCUAUCUAUAUGCCCCCGAUGCAGACAAACAGACUUCUCUUGGAGGUGAUGAAAAGAUGUGCUGGUAGAACAGUCUUGACUUGUGUGUGUGUGUGUGUGUGUGUGUGUGUGUGUGUGUGUGUGUGUGUGUGUGUGUGUGUGUGUGUGUGUGUACUACUGGUGAGUGAUUGCUGGCGAGAUGACUGACUCCACUCCAUGUUAUUACUAUUGCUUAUUGGUUGGUAAAUUGACUCAGUUUAUCUGAUUCGACUCAUUGCAAAGUGUUUAUAUAAGAUGUCUGAUCGACUGUUUGACUGACUGACUGACUGAAUGAAUGACAGACUAAUUGCCUGGUUGACUGAUUAAUUAACAGACUAAAUGACUGCGUAGUCUUUGGACCAACUCAAUAUUAUUGUCCUAAUGGUUGUGUUGGAAGGCUGGCUAAUGAGAUGGGCUUCAUUCCUUGAGUCUGCUUCACAGCUGGUGUCUGAAAAAUGUAGUUGGCAAUGGAGGUAAAGACUGUCUAUGUCUGUGUCUUAACAUUGUCUCUGUACGUGCCUGUCUGGAUGCAUGUAUGUACAAAUGCCUCUCUGUCUCUUUGGCUGGGUGAAUUGGAAGAUUGGUCAUUGGCCAGCAGACUAGUUUGCUUAAUAAAUUUAUGGAUUGUAAGUCGAUCGUUAACUGCGCGCGUGGCUCUCAGGAGGGAUGGCCAGAGGUUGAGGAAUUUGGUUUGAUGGUUGAGUGACAAGCUGGCAAAACCUGCCUGGCUGUCUGACGGACUGAUAAACUGACCCUAGACGAGCCAACCGGCGGAACGAAAGAACAUUAAGCUCAGCUGCAACGCACCAAUGGGAGGCCUUACCGGUGGCCGCACAGCCCAAUGAACUCUGACAGGAUGGUCGAUGAAGCACCACGCCUGCGUGCCAAAAUUAAUUAAUCAUUGGGGGAAAGCACGACGCCUGGCGGGUACGCGGCACGCACACUAAUCAAUCAGCGUGACUCACGUCUUUGGAAAGCCACACCCGAGGCUGAAGGUCCAAUACUGUGCUGCCUAUUAGCUCAACCACCCAUAGCGCCCAUGGUCUAUGUUCCAAGAAUCAGAAAACGGGAUUUAGUGUCGCAGGCAAAGCUACAAUUGGACAGUGAGAGUAACGGCUCGACCAAUUAAAGGCUCGGCACUUUCGGUGUUCUUGUCAGCCUGCCAAUCAGCGACGGCGACGUCAUCCAAUUAGUUGUGGCCAGGCAGCGCGGUGAUUGGUCAAGCUGCGCCAGGUGCCACUCAAGGCUGGACACUGACGCCACAGAACUUUCCUAAAUGAAUUCAUUACCUGAUUAGGAGAACACAAAGACAGACAGACAAACAGACAGACAGACAGGAAGGCAAACACAGACAACGAAACGAACGGACAGGCAGACAGACGGACAGACGGAGAAACGGGAAAAACAAAUCACCAAGCAUGAAAUACGAACACAUUGUUGCAUAUCUUUACUCACACACACACACACACACACACACUCACACAUACACACAUACACACACACACACACACACACACACACACACACACAUAUUAAUAAAUCCCAAUUCGUAAAACACGAGAGCUAUAAAUUCCAUAAUGAAGAGCGGAACCUAAACACCUCGGGCUCCUAUCCAUCCCUGCUGCCGGACACGCCCACACAGCAGCGCCUCCAUCAGCGCGCUGCAGCGACUCCAGGAGCGAAAGAAAACUCAUAAAUUUUACACCAGAAUUAAUGUUUUCAAGAGCCUCCCCGGGGAAAGACAGACAGACAGACAGAGAGAGAGAGAGAGAGAGAGAGAGAGAGAGAGAGAGAGAGAGAGAGAGAGAGAGAGAGAGAGAGAGGACAUAUCGACAAAAGAGGCAGAAUGACAUGUAGACAGGCAGACAGACGGACAAAUAACGCAAACAUACAAAGGAAAGGGCCGCUAAUCGCUCACUCACACACACACACACACACACACACACACACACACACACUGAGAGCACGUGAUCGACAAGACAAGAAGGGAAUGGAAUGAAGGAAUAUAAAGAAAAAAAUAUGUGAAAUACGUGAAAGGAAUAAAGACAAAAAGGAUUUAUGAGCAGAUAGACAAAUUUACGUCCUGAAAAAAAAAGAAGAAAACAAAAACUGAAGAAUUUUUUUUGUGCGAAAACUGUAUAACUAAGUCCGUCAAAAGGAUUCAACUCUUCAAUAAAAACAAAAAAGUAAAAAAAAAAAAAAAAAAUGUCAUGUAUAUAUUGCCAUAACGACGAUAAAGGCUCUGUUCCCUUGCACUCAUAUCAGAUUGACAGGAUCUGAUGGAAGCUGCCAGACCGUUUCUCGUAUAUGUAUUUAUGUACACGUUCCCGGUUGCGUUAUGGCGGAUCCAGAGAGGCGUGACUCUUUGAUGUUUUGCUUGCCGUGUCGUAAAGCCUCGAUACUACUUCGGAAAAUGUAUAAAAAAUGCUUCACCGGGUCCAAAGACGAAGCAUUUAUUGAGGGGGAGCGAUAUUUUGAGGCCUAUCAUUCGUCUCCGCAUCAUAAUAAUUUUUUUUUUUUUCUCUCUCAAUGUAAAUAGUGUGAAGUUGCAUUUUAUACUCUGUACAAGGCGAUAACGGAACGCAAGUGUACUCCAUUGUGUGUUCCUCGGGGGAGACACUAAAACCUGAACUAUACACGUAACUCACCUAAUUCCCACGUAUCCCUUCCUCCCCCCCUCUUCCCCAAAAAGAAGCGGCCGUUGUAUAUAUCGUAGCAAGAAUAUUACUGUGUUCUCAUAUAGAGUAGAGUGUACGUCACCGUUUUAUAUUGCGUUUUUAUUUUCACUUGGAUCACCACCUUUUUAUAUCACACGUCACUCACACACUGCGAUUUGUUGUUUUUUAUCACCUUUUGUCACAUUCCAUUCACUCAUACACUGCCUUAUUUACUUUUCUCUCUCUCUCUCUCUCUCUCUCUCUCUCUCUCUCUCUCUCUCUCUCUCUCUCUCUCUCUCUCUCUCUCUCUCUCUCUCUCUCUCUCUCUCUCUCUCUCUCUCUCUCUUCGAUUGCUGACUUUUAUAUUCUACAUCAUCACACACACUCUGUUUUCUGUUCUGUGUAUUAUCUUUAUCAAUAUAUUUUUUUUUUUUUUUGGUUACAUGUAAUUCAUAUACUUAUUUCUUUUAUAUACAUGGACAAUCUUAUGCCUCCUGUAACACUCACACUCCUUUACUUCCUGAUGUGUCCUCAUAUGUUUUUGUUAUUUUUCAUUAUACUAUAUAACUUACCCAGUUUUUUGUUGAUUUGUCCACCUUAAUUUUUUUUUAUAAAUUCAUUUAUGUUCGUUUUCUAUUUUGUCACGAACUUUCACUCCUCACAAAUUCACUUCGUCAGUUUUUUUUUUUUUUUUUUUCACUUUGAUCAACAACUUUUAUAAUUCACAUCACUCACACCAAACGUAUUCUUACCAAAUUUCCUUUCCAUACCACAUCGUCAUUGCCUUCCAUCAUUUUCUGUGUUACGACCCAGUGCAUUUUCUCUAUUUACUCAUCCACGUUUGAGGCUUAUCUGGGUUUUCUGCAUUAUUUUUCUUGACUCUGUAGGUAAAAGGUAUACAAUUAAGGCGAUAAGGUGGUAUAUGAUUAGUGUUCUCAGCUACCCUCCCCCACCCAAAGAAAGCUGUUUCGUAGUUCCAAGACAAAUAUUAGUGUGUUAUUUGUCUAUGUGAUCAAUCAAUGGAAUAAAAUGUAUUUUUAGACG
Portunus trituberculatus (swimming crab) is the source of this 5361-nucleotide messenger RNA. Its product is annotated as zwei Ig domain protein zig-8-like. The record is from RefSeq and is a predicted model, not a curated record. Bases 563 to 1540 code for a protein of 325 amino acids. Gene Ontology annotation, cellular component: neuron projection membrane. Gene Ontology annotation, biological process: synapse organization. The transcript has 8 exons. NCBI's taxonomy places the organism in Eukaryota, Metazoa, Arthropoda, Malacostraca, Decapoda, Portunidae.